UGCUCUAGAUCUGAUGUAGAGGUUUUCGCAAUAUGGCAGCCGGCUUUUGCAAAGUUCGACGGCGCAUAGCUUUAAUCUUUGUUUCAGUUCUACUGUUGAUCGGAUGCUUAAUCGGAAGUAAAUCUUUGGAAAACUUAGGUGUGAAGUUCAAUGAAAACUGCAAAAAUGGUCUCUCAGACAGAUUUUUGUUUGGUCUGUGCAGAAACUAUUCAAGAAAAUUGGCUUAUGGCGAUAUUUGCCAUUUGCUAUGUGGAGGGAAAUCAUUCAGACAAAAAGGAUGUAUACACCAUUCAAGCACUGUUGUGAUAGGCGGGGAUUUGAAUGGCAAGAAAGUUGUGUUAAAGCAUAAAAAAAUAUCAUCAGAUGACUACCUUUCUGCUGAGUCACUAGAAGGUAUUCUCGGUGGGACAUCUGGUUCAAUGGAUGGUGCUCAGACAGCUUGGGAAGAUAUGAUACUUGACAAGGUAGAAAGUGCUGUUGGAAAAUUUGCUAGAUUGAGCAGAAAAAAGGUCCUCAAACAAAUGAAUGCCCCUUUGUCUAGAAACCUGCAUGCAAUGGUCUCAUACCUUCCUUUGGCAGCACAAGAAGAGUAUGCUAUGUUUGGUGUUUACCAAGAUCUGAAUCAUAUUCCUAAACUACAUGGCUACUGUGGACAAACUUAUGCAGUAGAAAAAUUAACUCCAUAUAGUGCUUUAUUCCCUGCAAUAACAAGAAAACUUGAUUGGAAAAGUACAAGAAGGCUAGCACUGAGUUUCUUGGAUAUGGUAAUCGAACUUGAAAAUGCAGUCGGUGGACCUUUGCAACAUUGUGACAUUCAAGAAGGCAACUUUGGUGUCACAGAUGACUUCCAAGUAAAACUUAUUGAUGUUGACUUAAUUCUUACAAAAGAGAAAGCAGAUCUUUUCUUGCCACAACCCAACUGUACAAAAGAUGCUGACUGUGAUUUUUUUGAUUGUAUCUCAAUGUGUGAUGUAAAAAAAAAGAAAUGCCUUGCAAGGCGAAUAACUUCAAAUUUGCAGAUAUUAUGCCGUGAUAUAUUCAAGUCAAAUUGGCCAUCAACUGGUCUUUUUGGAGGUGUGCCACAAAACAUACGCUCAGUACUAAACAUUUUGCUUGAAGACUGUGCAUCAAAGCGCUUUGGAUAUUUUCCAUUUAAACAUAGAAAGGUCAAAGCCAUGAUUCGCUCAUUAAAAAGUUUGUUGUCAAGGGAUGAUUACAAUAAAAAUAACUAGUGGAUUUUUAUGAUGCUAGUUUCCCUUACAUAAUUCAAUCUGACUGUAAACACACAAAUACACAUAUUUAAAAUGGAAAUACUAGAUAAUGCACCAGAUAGCCAACUACAUGGUAAUCUGAUCCCUUAUUACCGUCAUUGUAAACAUUCUUUACUAAACUUGUAUGUUGUCCCUUUUGUUUUUAAGAUUUUGUCUAAAGAUAGUUCAAAGGCCUUUAGACUGGCUACCCAAAGCAAGCAGAGUACAAACAUCAAAUGCAGGGGCCAAGCAAACUAAUUUACUGUAAUUGAAUUGCAAAAUAAUAUCAUAGCUGUAGGUUUUUAUUUAGUUUAGCGAUAGAAUCUCAUAGAUGGUCUCCUUGUUUUGAAGAGGUGCUGUAUACUUACUUGCUAGUGGAAAUUUAAUAUUUGUAAUUUUUAUAUUCUGUUUUAGUAUUAAUUGCUCCAUUGUACAAUUUUAAAAGGAGACUAUAUUUUAUAGAUUGAUGUUAUAUUGAACAAAAAAUAAUCUAUUGUUGUUUGUACAAAAAGUUUUGGUAAAACUGUUGAUAAGUUGUUAAAUCAUUUUAUAAAGAAACAUAGACAUCGUCAAUGUUAUUGUCACUGGUAGGUUAUUAGUAGAAAUCUUUUUCAGCAUAAAUUCCCUGUAAGCUACACUUAUGAAU
Molecule: messenger RNA, 1896 nt
Organism: Rhopilema esculentum
Lineage: Eukaryota; Metazoa; Cnidaria; Scyphozoa; Rhizostomeae; Rhizostomatidae
Product: divergent protein kinase domain 1C
Source: RefSeq, a predicted model, not a curated record